AUGGCGAUGAAUCCACCACCGCCAGCGCAGCAGCAGAUAUACGGCACAUAUGGACUUCCGGACGCGGGAAAUGGCGGACAGUGGGCCCAAGGCGGCGAGGCGGACUACCAAUACGACGACGGCGACGGCGACGGGGGCGAUGGAGGUAAUGGAGAACACGGAGACCACGGGGAUAAUGAAGGCGAAGGUGGAGACAGUCGCGAUGCCAAACGCAGACGGAUAGCUCGAGCAUGCGACAUGUGCCGCAAAAAGAAGAUCAAAUGCGACGGGAAACUGCCCAAAUGUAGCCACUGCGAAAACUACAAGACCGUGUGCAUCUUCACGCAUGUGGAGAAGAAACGUGCGCCGCCCAAGGGAGCAAAGUACAUUGAGGGGCUGGAGAAUCGCUUGGGUCGGAUGGAGAGUCUCUUGCGUCUUUCGGGCUUACUUGCAGAGGAUGACGGAGGUCGCACUGAUCUGGGCACAUUGGAGAAGCGUUUAGCAGAGCGAGCCAAUGCUCAAAGCUCGGCAAGCAGCCCGCACUCACAACGAUCACCUGCACCACCGAUUCAGGUACAGACAAACGUCGGCAAGGAUAGCGCCAUGCCCAGCCAGCACGUGCAGGAUCCUGAAAGAAGCCCUCCACACGCCCCUAUCAAUGCAGCUGAUAGUACUUCUCCCGAGCCAGCGAAGACGCCGGCCAGGGGUAAUGUAGCCGGCGAGGGCGCGCCGGAGGUCGAAUUACUCGCCGAUCAGAUGUGUAGUCUCAUCACCAACAACGUUGGCGAGACCCGAUACAUUGGCUCCUCCUCCGGCUUUAGCAUAUUCAGUCCCACGGGUAUCCAAUGGGUCAACUCAAAGACCGGCGACACAAGUUUCCAGAAGAUGGUUGCCAGCGCAUCGGAUGAAGACAAGCAAGGAUGGAAUCACUGGAAGCCAGAAGUCUUCGACGAUAUAUUCCACCGCAAAGUUUUCCGGCCACUACCGGGCCGCCAGGAAUGCUACGCGCUGCUGAAGGACUACUUUGAGAACUUCAACUGCAUGUUUCCGCUCUUCCAUGAACCCACCUUCAUGCACCUAGUCGAUAAACACUACUCCCUAGAGCCGUACCAAGGCUCGGGAUGGUGGGCUAGUCUGAACGUCGCAUUGGCUAUUGGACACAGACUCAGAGUUAUGAGCAAUGUCGUAGGCCAGGAAGAGGACGAAAUCGCAUGGGCGUAYUUGAAGAACGCCAUGGCUGUUAUGACUGAGCUUACCAUGCGUGCUAAUGAUCUGCUUUCCGUGCAAGCUUUGCUUGGUAUGGCUAUGUUCCUUCAGGGCACACCCAAUCCUCAGCCCAGUUUCUUCCUUGUAUCUGCUGCGAUACGGCUCGCACAUUCUAUUGGAUUGCACAAGCGAGGUUCUGGCUUCAAUCUGAAUGAAGWCGAGAAUGAGCAGCGGAAAAGAGUUUUUUGGAUCGCAUACCUGUUAGACAAGGACAUAUGUCUUCGCUCCGGUCGGCCGCCCGCACAGGACGACGACGACAUGAAUGUGGAGCUGCCAUCGGAGAAUCCGCCGGAUCACGUUGGUAGUGUACCCCUGGCAGAGGAGUUUGAAGGCAGAUCUACGAUGAAUCUUUUCCGGCUUAUGUGCCGAUUUGCACAAAUACAGUCGCGAGUGUACAAGCGGUUGUACUCGGUAAAUUCAAGCCGUCAGAGCGAUGGCGAGCUCUUGAACACGAUCGGAGAGCUUGACUCUGAACUAGAGGAGUGGAAAGACAGCAUACCCAUCGAUUUCAGGCCCGAGCAUGAAAUCAAGGCUGCCCACACUCCGUUGAUAUUACAUGUUGUAGUUUUGCAUUUCGCUUACUACAACUGUCUGACUACCAUACAUAGGAUGAGUGUCCAUCAUGGCUACUGGACUAGCCGGCUGAGUGAAUUCGCCAUUCAAGGUCUGAAUGCGAGACCGCUGAAUCCGCGAGUAUUCAUGAGUGCUGCGCUAUGUGUGAAUGCGGCGCGAACAAGUAUCGCCUUGAUUCGGUACAUUCCACAGGGUGACUACGCUUGUGUGUGGAUGAUAUUGUACUAUCCCGUUUCUGCUCUUGUAACUCUGUUCGCCAAUAUUCUGCAAAAUCCCCAGGACGCAAGGGCUCGGUCAGACCUGAAAUUGAUGAGCAGUGUCGUCUCCUUCCUGACCAUGCUAGAGCGCGACAUGACAGAAGCCAGUGGAAAUGUCACCCGUAUGCUUUUCGUCUGUGCAGAGUUCGAACGUAUCGCCCGGGUGGCUCUUGACAAGGCUGAAAAGGAAAUCCGCGGACGUGGUAAGAGAAAGCAAGCUGAGCGCGAGCGGGAAAAGGCCUUUAAGCAAAGGGUCAGUGGAGACAUCGCGAUGGGCUUGGAAGAGGGCAAGACGUUGGAGCAAAUGCAGGUUGAGACUCAGGCAGCUUAUCGUCGACCCGUGCAGACCCCUAGCCUAAGGGCGAGUAUCGCGGGAAGUCAAACGGGAAGCAGCCCGAAGAGCUGGCCAGGAAGUCCUCCAGCAAAUAACCAGGAGUACCGCAAUGGCAUGCAUCAGCAAAAUGGUCACAACCAGCAAUCGCCGCCAUACAUGCCAUCUCAGGCGCCCGACAAUUCCACGGGUUUCUUCAACCCUGUGCCAUACCCCAUGGGAGGCAACGGAAUGGAUUUCAAUACCAAUACGGGAGACGCGAGAUUUGCAGGGAUGCCCGACGGCUUUUCGCCCACAGCUGCAGGUGGCUUUGCACAAAGCCCGAACGGUUUCAACAUGCAGUUCCAAGCGGGCCCGGGCGGUCUAGUGCCGGAUCCCACAGGUCAAUUUCAACAGCCAUUCGUUCCGCAAGAUCUUUGGCAGAUGCCUAUGACACUUGAGUGGGAUUGGGCAGAGGGAUUGGGGUUGGGGAGCUUCGCGAAUGGGCCGGGUCAAAGUUUUGAAGGAGCAUUUGGAGGAGGUAUGUCGGGAAAUAUGCCUCCUAAUAUGGGUCCGCCGCCGCCGCCACGGGGUCAAUAG
Messenger RNA from Ramularia collo-cygni, 2985 nucleotides. Its product is annotated as related to transcriptional activator Mut3p. The transcript is spliced from 2 exons. The record is from RefSeq and is a predicted model, not a curated record. Gene Ontology annotation, molecular function: DNA-binding transcription factor activity, RNA polymerase II-specific; zinc ion binding; DNA binding. Gene Ontology annotation, biological process: DNA-templated transcription; regulation of DNA-templated transcription. Bases 1 to 2985 code for a protein of 994 amino acids. Lineage: Eukaryota; Fungi; Ascomycota; Dothideomycetes; Mycosphaerellales; Mycosphaerellaceae.